This is a messenger RNA of Metarhizium acridum CQMa 102, 2136 nucleotides long. RefSeq lists its product as uncharacterized. The record is from RefSeq and is a predicted model, not a curated record. Gene Ontology annotation, biological process: vesicle-mediated transport. NCBI's taxonomy places the organism in Eukaryota, Fungi, Ascomycota, Sordariomycetes, Hypocreales, Clavicipitaceae. Gene Ontology annotation, cellular component: endocytic vesicle; cytosol. Gene Ontology annotation, molecular function: guanyl-nucleotide exchange factor activity; small GTPase binding.
AUGUCUUCGCAAAACUCCAAAAGCUCCGACGCCAUCCGGCAAGGCGUUCCUCGUAUGCCUUCCUACCCCGAUUCCGCCCACCGAAACGAGAAUGAUAGACUCGAGCUGCCCAAGCGAGCGCAUACAUUCCACAAUGGAUCAAUCCCCAAAGUACAGCCUGAUUAUGAUGCUCCCGAUGCGUUCGAUACUGCAGAGCAUAGUGAAAAUGACGAUGUUACCGAGACCGCACGAGCGUCUGUCGAGCUCGACGAGUUGCCAAUCGAGCUAAUAACUCUUACGGACAGCUUCAUCGAGUCACUAAGCGCCAAGGUCCACUCUACGCCUCCAAACAUUGAAAAAUUGUCAAGGUUAUUCCAGGACUUCUAUGCCCUAGCAUCAUCGCAUAUCGCCACACAUAUCAGUGCUCUUGCUACAAAGCAAAGUCGUGAUAUCUCGCCUGCUCCAUCAGGAUCAUCCAUCUCGUCUGCUGCGACCCGCCUCCGGUCCAAAGCAGCUUCCCUGGGCGCCAAGGAUAAGCCCAAGGUGGAAACAGAACGUCAGAUGAUUACAGCUGAAGAGCUUGCGAAUCGAAAAAGGGCAAGAAAAGUACUAGAGGCAAAGCGAGGCACGCUGGAGGAGGCUGUUGAGCGAAGGCUAUGUGAGGGCAUCUAUGACAAAAUCUACCGUCACCGAACUACACAUGACGAGGCUCAAGACGAGAAGCUCCGCUCAAAAACGGCCGCUCUGGCCCUUGUUGGAAUUACCCCUGUUGAUUUGGGCGUAGACUAUGGCGAGGAAGCGGCACAGAGUCCUGAGGUGGCUGCCAAGGUGACUGAGCAAAUGAGACAUUCCUUGGGGGAGGCACGAGCGGAUAUGGUUCGAAUGAGCGAGGCUAGAUAUCCUCUGGCCAAAACAAAUCACUUGAAAGCUGCUCACAAGAGCAUAGUCGACACACUGGCUGAAGUGCACCCGUCCGCGUCAGCCGACGAAAUCAUGCCCAUGCUAAUAUACACCCUCAUCACCCUGCCGCCAGAGAAUCUUCACAUCAUUAGCGACCUUCAUUUUAUCCAGUACUUCCGCUGGGAGCAAAAACUGACUGGUGAAGCUGCGUACUGUCUAACGAAUCUUGAAGCAGCCAUCAGUUUUCUUCAGACAGUGGACCUGUCUACUCUGCGAGAAGAUGAGCUCCCAUCUGGGCCUGUAAAGCCAGACAGUCACGUUGGCACUCCCAAGACUGAAACCUUCCCACCUGCAUACGGAAUCACUGCACCUUCUCAGAGUGCCACCGAGGCUAGCACUGACAAUGUUACGGCCUCGAAACCCGCGCCUUCUCCCUCAGGUCUCAAGGCUGCCAACGUUUUACGCAACAGAAGACUCAGUGAUCUUGUCAAUACCCCAGCACAGGCAUUUGGCGCGGCAAGCGGUGCCGUGUUCAACACAGCGGACCAAGGACUCAAGACCAUUUCCAACAGCCUAGGUGAUAGUUAUUCGUUUCUCCUAGGCAAGUUGCGAGAACGCCAGGAGAGCCCCAAAGAGUCUAUCGUCGUUCCUCGCACCCUGGACGAUGCCCGUAAACUCGUCAGCACUCCACCUCCCGAUGAGGAUGACAACGCCAGCGCUACCAGUUCUGCCGCAGGUGGCUCCGAAGACACAGAACAGCCCAAACGACCAUCCGCGCGCGAAGACCGUGUCCUCAGUCUCAUCAGCGGUCGCCGGGACGCCAGUGUGGAUAGUGUCAGAAGCGGCCAUUCAUCUACCAAAAAGGUUGGCUUCUCGGAGGACUCCAAGGCGUCAAGCACACCCACAUCAGCAACACCAACAGCCCCCGCUAUGCUGGAUUCGGUCCGUAACUUGGGCAGUUCGUUCAAUCCCAUCGGUCGACUCUCCAGCAUAGGCAUGAUUCGCGGUUUCGGCCGUAACACGCCCUCUGCCAAGGGCUCCACAGACAGCGGUGAAUUGGCAACUGCCUCUCCGGAGAUUGCAGCUGCACUUCCACCCAAGCAAAUCACCGUUCCUAGAAUUCCUCCCCCCAACAAACGCUUUAUGGAGAUCCAAGGUCCUGGGGAGCUUAGACUCGGCGAAGUCCGGGAACUACUUAAAGACUAUAGACGAUUAGCUGGUGCUUUAAAGAAUAUAGGCGCUUUUGAUGAGAAAUAG